CAUUGACAUUGUUUAAACCCAGGAUAAAUGCUUUGUGAAUUUGUGUAUCUACUGUGGCCUAAAAUGGAGAUAAACCUUUUUUAAAAAUCACAGUACAUUUUAAAGUAGCUUACUAGUGUCAGGGUUUUUGUAUUAUUGACAACAACUGUUGUUAAUAAAUGCAAUUGCUGUAGACAGUAUUCUUUAUUUUUAAUUUUCCUCAGAUCUCACGAUCUAAAUUCACAUCCACAUCCCAGUCUGUAGUCCUAGAAAACGUAUGUAUUUGUUAACCAUUAAGGUACUAUGGAUUUCUAUGUUUUUCUUUAAAAUACAUAGAAGUAGAGUGUUGUGCUCCCCAGUCAUAGACUCCUAUGACAAUCAAAUACUGUACUUUGUCCAGAAACCCGGCUACUACAACUAAGAAGGAAAGAGAAAAGGAAAAAGGCAUGUUAUGUUGUGACAUGGGAGGGAGAAUAGUUUGCAACUCAGCUACCCAGCAGACCAAAUCAAAAAGAGUAAACCAUGUACAAAAAGGAUUCCCAAGGUGCCAUCUUGGGUAAAGCAGGAGGAAAUAUGGAAAAUCUUUCUCAUUUCACAAGCGAGCACACUUUUUUGCUCAAACUCCUGUUGUUCUGUAGUUGCCUUUGUUUCUGCAUAGAUCAACUGUAGCCAUGAAUAGCAAGGGAAGAGAACAACCCAGGAAUUGCAACUUUUCCUCCAGGCUCACAAGUCAGUGAACUUCGUUUCAACUCUACUUCAAAUCACAAUGUCAGAGCAACUGGAUUUGCCAGUGAGACAGGCAGGUGUUAUCUACUUGAAAAAUAUGAUAACCCAGUAUUGGCCUGACCGGGAAACUAAUCCAGGAGACAUCCCACCUUACUCAAUACCAGAAGAAGACAGACAUUGUAUUCGUGAAAAUAUUGUAGAAGCUAUUAUUCAUUCUCCUGAGUUGAUCAGAGUUCAGCUUACUACUUGCAUUCACCACAUUAUUAAGCAUGAUUAUCCCAAUCGUUGGACUGCAGUUGUAGAUAAAAUUGGAUUUUAUCUUCAGUCUGAUAAUAGUGCUUGUUGGCUUGGAAUACUUCUCUGUCUUUAUCAACUUGUGAAGAACUAUGAAUAUAAGAAACCAGAAGAACGGACUCCUUUGAUAGCAGCAAUGCAGCACUUCUUGCCUGUUCUGAAGGAUCGGUUUAUCCAGCUCCUUUCUGAUCCCUCUGAUCAGUCUGUUCUUAUUCAGAAACAGAUCUUCAAAAUUUUCUAUGCUCUUGUUCAGUAUACAUUACCCCUUGAACUGAUCAAUCAACAAAAUCUAGCAGAAUGGAUAGAAAUUCUGAAGGCAGUGGUGGACCGAGAUGUACCAGCAGAAACCCUGCAGGUUGAUGAAGAUGAUAGACCUGAAUUACCAUGGUGGAAAUGUAAGAAGUGGGCAUUACAUAUCUUGGCUAGACUCUUUGAAAGGUAUGGAAGCCCUGGUAAUGUUUCCAAGGAAUACAACGAAUUUGCUGAAGUUUUCUUAAAGGCGUUUGCUGUUGGUGUGCAGCAGGUGUUGCUGAAGGUAUUAUAUCAAUAUAAGGAAAAGCAGUACAUGGCUCCAAGAGUUCUGCAGCAGACAUUGAACUACAUCAAUCAGGGGGUAUCCCAUGCAGUCACUUGGAAGAAUCUGAAACCCCAUAUACAAGGAAUUAUCCAAGAUGUUAUUUUCCCAUUGAUGUGCUACACAGAUGCUGAUGAAGAGCUGUGGCAGGAAGAUCCUUAUGAAUAUAUACGUAUGAAGUUUGAUGUAUUUGAAGACUUCAUUUCCCCCACAACAGCUGCACAAACAUUGUUGUUUACAGCAUGUGGUAAAAGGAAAGAGGUUCUGCAGAAGACUAUGGGCUUUUGCUAUCAGAUUCUCACGGAACCAAAUGCUGAUCCUCGUAAAAAAGAUGGAGCUUUGCAUAUGAUUGGGUCUCUGGCUGAAAUACUUCUGAAAAAAAAGGUAUACAAAGAUCAGAUGGAGUACAUGCUACAGAAUCAUGUGUUUCCUCUCUUCAGCAGUGAAUUAGGUUACAUGAGAGCACGGGCUUGUUGGGUUCUUCACUAUUUCUGUGAAGUUAAGUUUAAGAGUGACCAGAACCUACAGACAGCUCUUGAGCUCACAAGAAGAUGCCUAAUUGAUGAUAGAGAAAUGCCUGUCAAAGUGGAAGCUGCCAUAGCACUGCAGGUCCUGAUUAGUAAUCAAGAAAGAGCUAAGGAAUAUAUUACUCCAUUCAUUAGACCUGUAAUGCAAGCUCUUCUUCAUAUUAUUAGAGAAACGGAGAAUGACGAUCUUACCAAUGUGAUUCAGAAAAUGAUAUGUGAAUAUAGUGAAGAGGUGACACCUAUAGCAGUAGAGAUGACUCAGCAUUUGGCAAUGACAUUUAAUCAGGUGAUCCAGACAGGACCAGAUGAAGAAGGCAGUGACGACAAAGCAGUAACAGCAAUGGGCAUCUUGAAUACCAUUGAUACACUUCUCAGUGUAGUUGAAGACCACAAAGAGAUUACCCAGCAGUUGGAAGGCAUCUGUUUGCAAGUAAUUGGAACAGUUUUGCAACAGCAUGUUUUAGAAUUCUAUGAGGAAAUUUUUUCCUUAGCUCACAGUCUGACCUGUCAGCAGGUUUCAGCACAGAUGUGGCAACUUUUGCCUUUAGUCUUUGACGUAUUUCAGCAGGAUGGAUUUGAUUACUUUACAGAUAUGAUGCCACUGUUGCAUAAUUAUGUAACUGUUGAUACAGAUACCCUCCUGUCUGACACCAAGUACUUAGAAAUGAUUUACAGUAUGUGCAAAAAGGUACUUACAGGUGUAGCAGGAGAAGAUGCAGAAUGUCAUGCAGCAAAGCUUUUAGAGGUGAUCAUUCUACAGUGUAAAGGCCGUGGCAUUGAUCAGUGUAUACCUUUAUUUGUGGAAGCUGCUUUAGAGAGGUUGACCAGAGAAGUUAAAACAAGUGAAUUGAGAACAAUGUGCCUCCAGGUUGCCAUAGCUGCUCUGUACUACAAUCCACAUCUACUUCUGAAUACUUUGGAAAAUCUUCGUUUCCCCAAUAAUGUGGAACCAGUUACAAAUCACUUCAUUACACAAUGGCUUAAUGAUGUAGACUGUUUCUUGGGACUUCAUGACAGAAAAAUGUGUGUACUAGGCUUGUGUGCUCUCAUUGAACUGGAGCAAAUACCACAAGUUUUAAAUCAGGUUUCAAGCCAAAUCCUGCCAGCUUUCAUCCUUCUAUUUAAUGGUUUGAAAAGAGCAUAUGCUUGCCAUGCUGAACAUGAAAAUGAAAGUGAUGAUGAUGAGGAAGCAGAGGAAGAUGAGGAAGCAGAGGAGCUUGGGAGUGAUGAAGAUGAUAUUGAUGAAGAUGGACAAGAAUACUUAGAGAUUUUGGCAAAGCAGGCUGGAGAAGAUGAGGACUGGGAAGAAGAUGAUGCUGAGGAGACAGCUUUGGAGGGAUAUUCAACAAUUAUUGAUGAUGAAGAUAAUCCCGUUGAUGAAUACCAGAUAUUUAAAGCAAUUUUUCAGACAAUUCAGAACCGUAACCCUGCAUGGUAUCAAACUUUGACACGGGGUCUUAAUGAAGAACAAAGAAAACAGUUGCAGGACAUUGCAACUUUAGCAGAUCAGCGAAGAGCAGCCCAUGAAUCCAAAAUGAUUGAAAAGCAUGGGGGAUAUAAAUUCAAUGCUCCAGUUGUGCCAAGUUCAUUCAAUUUUGGUGGUCCAGCUCCAGGAAUGAAUUGAAGUAUCACUACUUUUCCUCCUGCUGUGUGAUUGUAGUGAAGAGCUUGUGUUCCUCCCAAUAUAGUGGUUCCAGAACUGGUUCAUGUUAUCUACAGCUCACUCUAAAUGAAUUGGUAGACUGAACAUUUUUAAAAGAAAAACCAACCCAGAAAGUGGGACUUGAUCAUGCAACCUAAAACUGGAAAGAAGGUUUUAUGAAGAUAGGAAGAACCUGACACUUGAGCUUCAAAUGACACACUGUGGAAAUCAGAAAUCAAGAGGGAAUGUCAUGAAGGCAGCUCCCUUCCUGUGACGAAAAAAGGCAUUGGCUGCAGGACUCUUGGAAAGGUCUCAUUUACAGUGCAAAAGCUAGAAGGCCAAUUUAAUUUUUACACCUGUGGGACUGAUUAUUUGCCCAAUUUUCCCCCUUCCCCUUCUCCCUGCUGGGUAUCUGUUCCUCAAAUGUACAUAAAGAUAAUUGGAUAGCCUUACUUAACACUUCCAUCAUUUCCAUUUAUCAAGGUUGUUCAUAUGUAGAAUAUGGACACUUAUCGUAGCACUACAUAACUGAUUAAAUCUGUAAAUGAUUUAGCACUUUCAUAUUGAAACAAGCCUGCUAGCCUAUGUACAAAAAUAGCAAAAUGUUUGUUUAUUAAAAAAAGGGAUGUUCUGGGGAAAAUUUCAAGUUAUUAAUUUAAAACUAGCAGUUUUGUACCUGGUGACUUUAUGGUGCAGUCACCACUGGUUGUGACUUGAAUUUGGUUAUGUAAAAGGGGGUUAGUGGUAUUUCAUUGCUGCUAAAAAGAAAAAAAAUGGCAACACCUUCUGUGUCCUGUUCUUUCCUUAAAGCUGUCAGUAUACAAGUGGAAAAUGGAUACAGAAACCUUCAUGUUUGAGGUGGGAGUUCAUUUUCUCAGCAGCAUGUGAAAUCUGAUAUGAAGUUCUGCUUUUACAGGAGUGUUUUUUGAAGUGUGGUGAAACAUCUACAUAAGCAGUCUCCUAAAAAAUAAUUUGGCUAGCUUGGGUUAGAUCUGAUUGAGGUUUUAUUCCCAUAUUUGGGAAUAUGGUUAUUUUUAUCUUGUUAUUCCUUUUCCAGCACCUGGGUAGUUUUUAAUACCUUCUCCCCUCUCCCCACUUUGAGAUAUCCAGAGGUUCACAUUCAUUUGCCUGAUCAAGCGAAGACAGUGACCCAGUUCAGAUGAUCAUUUCAGUUUAAACAACCAAAGUGUGACCUACUCUUUUGCCCACAAAUGCAGCCCCUUGCACAAGACACAGACCAGGAAGUAUUUGCUGAACUAUAGAUCCCUCUUUGUGAGAACUUGGGAACUUUUAGUUACCUGCUUUGGAGCAAAACAAAAACCUAAGUGACUGUUGUGGAGAUCCAAGGCUCUGUAUCCCCACAAAAUCUGAGUUCUUUCAAAGCUGGUUAACUAAUUUCCAGGUUUCCACAAAACAGUAUAAGUAUGGUUAAGUUACAUGGCAUAUCUGUGUCUUCUGCUAAGGUGUUGUGUGCACAGGCAAAAGGCUUAUUGGAAUCCUGGCUUAGUAAAGAGCUUAUUGAUCAUUUGAAUUUGCUUCAGGGUUACCAAGUCCCAUUUCUGAAGCAAUCAUUCUUUUUCCUUUGUUUUCUUGCCUCCAGGUGGUAUACUAGCUAGUAUUUUAACUAGAAAGGCAACAAAACUACUCCCUACUGGGACCACUAUUAGAAUGAGUAAGAAGCCUACGUCAAAAUGAUGGAAUAGGACUUCGUACCCCAUCCAUUAAAUAAAUCUGAAAAGUAAUCUUAAAUGCAGAAUUUCUUUUUUUUUUCCCUUGCCUUGAUCACGGGUGUCAAAUCUUUUAAGUAAAAUGUUUCUUUCUCCUGUUUUUAUAUUCAGUGUCAUCUGCUGUUACAUCUGGUAUUGAACAAGCUAUCUUAAUUUAAUUGUAAGCCUCCAAAACUUUAAAGGCAGGUUGAAAAUUGAACUGAAUUUAUAUCUAUAAAAAUGAAACUGAAAUGAACAUAUAUAUAUAAUGAUAUUCAAAAAUGCAGUCUUCAGAAAACCA
This is a messenger RNA of Pogona vitticeps (central bearded dragon), 5749 nucleotides long. RefSeq names its product importin 7 (gene IPO7). Gene Ontology annotation, biological process: protein import into nucleus. Gene Ontology annotation, molecular function: small GTPase binding. The record is from RefSeq and is a predicted model, not a curated record. NCBI's taxonomy places the organism in Eukaryota, Metazoa, Chordata, Lepidosauria, Squamata, Agamidae. Gene Ontology annotation, cellular component: cytosol; nuclear envelope.